This is a messenger RNA of Rhododendron vialii, 1512 nucleotides long. RefSeq lists its product as uncharacterized. The record is from RefSeq and is a predicted model, not a curated record. The coding region runs from base 310 to 969 and encodes 219 amino acids. The transcript has 2 exons. NCBI's taxonomy places the organism in Eukaryota, Viridiplantae, Streptophyta, Magnoliopsida, Ericales, Ericaceae.
UAUCAUUGACUUUUUCUUUAACGGACUCGUGUAAUUAUAAAAGAAAUCUAUCCGUUGUGGCCAGCACAACAAAAAUCUGACCGUUGGGUGUUCCUCCUCGUGUCGUUUAAAUACCUGAGACUCCCUCUUUGUCGGCACAAAAACAUCUCUCUCUCUCUCUCUCUCUCUCUCUCUCUCUCUCUCUCUCUCUCUGGUUGCCAUUGUUUCCAUACAUAGCUCUCUGUUUAACGAAAUCACAUAACCCACCAAUCACUCACUCACUCGCACACUCAUUUGCAUUUACUUAUUCCCGCAAAUCUUUCUCAAUCAAUGGCGGAAUCCAAAGACACCCACAUAGUCGAAAUCCCCGUCGACGAAGAACACCAACAGAAGCAACAGAUCACGAUAUCCGCAAUGCAAAACCAUCCACUGAUGGAAAUCUCCCAAUCCCCUGGCCAUCUCUUGCUCCUCAAGCUCUGGCAGAGAGAGGAAUCCCUCUUCGCCCGUCGAAUCUCCAUGAAAGAGACCAGAAUGGAUUCCAUCAAAUCAGACUUGUUCCAACUUUGUUUUUUCUUCUUCGUCUUUCAUGGGUUUUUCCUCACCAUUUUGUUCACGUCUUCUAUUAACUCGGAACACCGCGAUCGCGUGUGUCGUAGUUGGUUUAUUCCUUCGAUUUUAUCUGUUUCGAGUUCGGUUGUUAUCAUGUUGUUGGUUCAGAUGAAAUUGUACAGGUAUUGGAAGGUGGAGAGGCAGUUACAGAGGGAGAGAGUUGAGAGCAGGGCAUUGACAAGGUGCAUUCAGGAAUUGAGGAUGAAAGGGGCGAGCUUCGAUCUGUCGAAAGAGCCGCAAAAUGGGAAGAGAAUGAAAAGCUCGAGUGUGGAAAUCAAGUGGAAGCCCCUCACUUGGUGUUACCAGAAUCUGUUAACUAUUUGUUUGCUUUGCUUUGCAGCUCUGGUCUCCCCCGCUUCCAAAUUAAUCCUCUGCGUUUAGGUUCGAGAUCAAGUUUUGGAAGGGAAAUUGGAAGGGGCCCAUUUAGCAGCCAAGUGUCAAGAUGAAUUAGUUCAUCGACAGCUUCAAAGGAUCUACACAUAUCGAAUAACUUGACACGCGUCAAAUAAAUUUGGGCACACAUCUAUGUCCGGAGCACUGCCGGGGGAUGAAGCAUCUUGGUCCGAUCUUGCUUAGAUUCAGCAUAAAACAACAGCAGAACAUCGUCGCGAGGAGCAGAAACGAAAUCCUCCAGCAUGUUGUGGUGCUUAUGUUAAGGCCUAAACAACUUAACUUGCUAUGAAGCCAAGCCCCAUUCAUAUGAAUUAUGGUUUCCAAUUUUUCCAGAAGGGCCAGCAACCGCAUUUAUAUGCCCAUUUGGCGGCUGAAGAUACUUUUACUUCAGUGCAAUGUAUUCACCAUGCAACACUGCUUGUGUUCUGAUUGUUUUCGAUUAUACAAGAGUAUUUUUUAUACAUGUACCCUUUUGCGCAGGAGCAUACCCUACCACGAAUAAGUACAUUGAAUUUUUUUCGCAUUACCAAA